GGCGGCGGCGGCGGGGGCGCCAUGGCGGCGCCGGGUGGCGGGCCCUGAGCGCCGCGGCGGGCGCGCACCAUGAACUCGUGGGACGCGGGCCUGGCGGGGCUGCUGGUGGGCACGAUGGGCGUCUCGCUGCUGUCCAACGCGCUGGUGCUGCUGUGCCUGCUGCACAGCGCCGACAUCCGCCGCCAGGCGCCGGCGCUCUUCACCCUCAACCUCACGUGCGGUAACCUGCUGUGCACCGUGCUCAACAUGCCGCUCACGCUGGCCGGCGUCGUGGCGCAGCGGCAGCCCGCCGGGGACCGCCUGUGCCGCCUGGCCGCCUUCCUCGACACCUUCCUGGCCACCAACUCCAUGCUCAGCAUGGCGGCGCUCAGCAUCGACCGCUGGGUGGCCGUGGUCUUCCCGCUGAGCUACCGCGCCAAGAUGCGCCUCCGCGACGCCGCGCUCAUGGUGGCCUACACGUGGCUGCACGCGCUCGCCUUCCCCGCCGCCGCGCUCGCCCUGUCCUGGCUCGGCUUCCACCAGCUGUACGCGUCGUGCACGCUGUGCAGCCGGCGGCCGGACGAGCGCCUGCGCUUCGCCGUCUUCACGGGCGCCUUCCACGCGCUCAGCUUCCUGCUGUCCUUCGUCGUGCUCUGCUGCACGUACCUCAAGGUGCUCAAGGUGGCUCGCUUCCACUGCAAGCGCAUCGACGUGAUCACCAUGCAGACGCUCGUGCUGCUCGUGGACAUCCACCCCAGUGUGCGGGAGCGCUGUCUGGAGGAGCAGAAAAGGAGGCGUCAGCGCGCCACCAAGAAGAUCAGCACCUUCAUAGGGACCUUCCUCGUAUGCUUCGCACCCUACGUGAUCACCAGGCUGGUGGAGCUGUCUUCCUCGGUGCCCAUCGGCUCCCACUGGGGGGUGCUGUCCAAGUGCUUGGCCUACAGCAAGGCCGCGUCGGACCCCUUCGUGUACUCCUUACUGCGACACCAGUACCGCAAAAGCUGCAAAGAGAUCCUGAACAGGAUCCUCCACAGACGCUCCCUCCACUCCUCGGGCCUCACGGGCGACUCCCACAGCCAGAACAUUCUGCCGGUCUCCGAGUGAAGGACGCCGCUCUUGCUGGAGACGGAGGAAUGAGACAGUUGGUGAGAAGCGGGAAGGGAGGGCUCGGGGUCCUGGGCGGACUCCUCCAGCUGCCACCCCCCUGGGCGGCCCAGCGAUGCCUGCUCCCUGGUUCCUCAAGGGCAGAGGUUGGACCGUUCCUGUUUUGCACCAAAGGAUGACCGAGGUUACUCGCUCUGGGCUUUCCUUUCAGAGGAGCUCCUUUGAGCUCCUGGACUCAACCAGAGACUCCCCAGAAGUGACGCCAAGUCUGGUCACGAUCAAGGACACACAGCGCUGGUGGCAGGUGGGGAAGCAUGGCGUCCACCUGCUCCCUAACCCCUGGGCGUUGGGCUCCACGCUGAAGAGUGGUGGUGGUCUCCAUGGGAUGUGAGUCAUGCUGAACGUGAGGUUGGCAGCGGCCUUUCGGCCUUACCUCCAGCAUGGCUGCUCUUCUCCACGUGGUCGUGGUGGCGGCUUUAACCCAAAUCUCACCCAGCUGGUAGUCACCAAAUUGUGCUCAGCUGGGACUCGGGACCCUGAGUCCCAGGGGAAAAUGUUGAACGACUUGCUGCUGCCCCAUUGUGGCUGAGCCGUGGUCUUAGAAAUGGUUCUGUUGGGUUGAACUCUGGUCCCCCAUGUGUCCACAAGAGCUAACAUUUGUGUGUGUAGACAAUCUUAGCCUGAAAAUGGUUUAAACAGGCAGUCACCUUCUUCUGAUUCACCCGUCCUAACCGCUGGAGCCAAGGAGAGGCAGGAGGAAGGAGGCUGCCUGGUGCCCCCACCCCUGGUUGUGACCUGAAUUUGCAGGAGGCUUUUCACCUCCAGCUGGUCCUGUGAGAGGCCCCUACAAGAACUGACCCGAGCAGGGGUUCGAUGGGUUUGAUAUUGGUUGUAAGGCCCUGGGCUCCAUGAUCCCAGUGGCUACACAUCUGGUCUCUGUGAGUCUAUCAGCAGAAAGUGGAGGCUGUUCCAGGUGAUCAAGAAUGUGCCCUGUGCUAGUAAAGAGAGGGUAACAUUUUUAUGGAAAAUGAUCGCUUUGAUAUCUCUGCCAAACCAUUAGCAGCUCCAUCUUGAUUUACGGAAAGCCAAGGUGAGUGGGCCGUGCUCUCUGCCCAUCUGUCUUUGUUUAUCAUUUCGGAUGAUAUGUGAAUGCCAAGAGGGUUAUUUCUCCGUCCUCUGUUCUGAUGCCUCUGGGGUAGAAAGGACGGGGAGCCACAGACUCUGAUGGCUUGUCUUUCCAGCUCUCUGUGUCCUAGCUUUGGAAGUACAGGGGGAGGACACUGUCCAGCACAGACCAAGUGGCAAGAGUCUAACAUUUUUUACUGCCGAGGGCCCCAGUAUGGAAAGACAGAGAAGUGUUGUGCACAUUUCCUUGAAAAGAUGUUGUGGAAAUUACCUUAGCUCCCCAUUUAGAAAAGAGAUAGCUGAGCCCAGCCUAGUCUUGCCUACUUUCCAGGUUUUCAUGGGACAGACAUGGCCUCCCAGGCCUUGGCGCCUGUCAGUUCUAGUUGGAGGUGUGCUCACACUGCCUGGAGGAGCCCGUGGGGCACAUCCCUGCCCAGCUCUGUGUUGAGGGACAUCACGUUGGUAGCUUGAAAUCAGCCAUGAUGGGAAUACUUAUGCCAAGAAAAUCAGCAAAAUCUAAAACCAGGACUUCCGCCCUGAGAGCCGGUGGUCCAGCGUCCCCCAGCACACCACUGCCCAGACAUGACUUUGUGCUCUGAUUCACAGCACGUUCGUUUGAAUCAAGUUUGAAUCACAGCAGACAUUCAUUUUAGUGGAACUUUCCUAGUGACAAGCAGCUGUUCAUGCCCACCCCACAGUCCCAACCCCAAAAGUACCGAUGAGGUUGCAAACAAGAAUGAAGCCAAGAAGGUAGGCACGAUGGAAUCCUACAAUCUCCCUUUCCAUGCAAAUAUUCUCCAAAUUGGGCGACAGAGGAGUAGUGACCUAGUAGGUGAGGCUAAUAGGCAGUCAAGUUCAAGCAACAACCUUGUUUUCAUCCGAGUUGGGGAAUGACUAUGUCAAAUUCUCUUUCUUCUUGUCCUGUGUAUGCGACCUGUUAUACUCCCAGAGGCAAAUGGAUCACUUUCACCUCUUCCUGAGCUAAAAAACAAACAAACAAGCAAAACCAAAAGAUCUCUCACCCACAAUACCACAAAUCUUAGAAAGAUACAUAUCAUAAUUUUUGCCAAGCUCCUAGGACUGCUAAAGUGAAAACACACACCAUAAAACCAGUUGUGUUGGCAUCAUGUAGACAAAAGACCAAAGAAGUCAGCCGAAGGGGUGUUUUCACUAUUGUCUGGACAGGCAUUAAGAGUCAAGGAGAAGCAAGGAGAAAGCAUUAGCGGUCAGCACCGACCAGCUCAGCUGUAAUUACCUUUAGAUGAGUGUUGGUGUUCAUCGAUACCCAGUCUAUAAAAUUCUCCCCUGGCUUCGUUAUUCCCGGGUGAAUUAUCUACCUCAUUUGCUAAUUUAAUUUAUCAAACACAACAUGGGUUUCUCAGGUAAAACACUCAGAAACAGCGAGAUCAGUGGGUCUGGGAACACUUACUUGACUUCAGUCUAGCAUCAGGCUCGAUGUGUAAGGCCCAGACUCUGGUGGACGCUGGAUCAGGUGGGAAAGAGCUUCAGGAAGCUUAGAACUGAAGCCUGGCCUGGGUGAGGGCCGGGGUCUGAUUCCUGCCCCUCCCCCCCACCAGGGCUCUGUCUCUAGCCCUACACAAGCAGAAAUGUAGAUUUAAUUCCUGCCCUGGGAGGCUUUUUCAGUCACCCUGCAACUACUCCAGCUUUUUCUUGCACUUCCUCUAGAAGGAGAAGGCACCAGAGCCCUAGGACCCUACCUGAGGGACCACCAGCUCAGGUGAGGGUCCUGGCAUCUGGGGUUUGUGUGUCUCAUGGUCAGCUGACCUCCGGGAGCGAUGUCGCUAAGGGCCAGCCUGUUUUUACUUAGAAAGCGGCUGGGUCAUGAGGGAAGUUGACUCGAGCCCCCUGAUACCAACAGCCCAUGCCUUCUGGGGUUCAGCUCAGUCUCCUGUCACCCUGAGCAAUAAACCUCUCUCGUGUCACUGAAAUUAGUUUUCUUUCUCAUGGUUCUCUUCUCUCUGAGAGAAGACAGACAGGACAGGCCAUGCCCACGCGCAGGCAGGGAGACGAUGCCUGGGGUAUGGCCUAUGGCCGUGCAUUUCUAGAAUGUAACCCAAAUGCAGGAUAACUCAGAUGGCCCAUGGUCUUAAUGAGGAUAUUUUAUCAGGUGCCAGAAAUUCCUUGCAUUGGCUCCUUUCCUUUGGACCAUGAGCACCCCAGGAGAGAGUGAGGUCCGGGAUAUAUUUGUGCCCCCCCCCCUCCUUUCUGGAAGGUCUAAAGCACCUGGAACAGCUUUUGGCUUGUGAACUUCAUUAUCCACAGGAAACACCAAGGGAGCGUGUUUAAGAUGCAGAUUCCGGUACCCUCUCCUCAGAGAUUGGCCCGAGGCAACCUGGGAUUCUGCACUGUCGAACCUCCAUGCCCCGGCCACUGCGGCCGGGGGCCCCCCAGCUCUCCCCUGAGAAGGGGAUCUGGGACACAUGGACACACUCCGUGGAAAGCUGGGCCUUCCUAAAUAUCUCUGUUUGUCCUGUAGCUUUCCCCAAAUCUCCAGACAGUUCAGUCUUCAGCCUCAUUUAAGGGCUGAGUCAUUUUGCUCUCAGAGCGACAAUGCGCUCACUCCGUGAAAUUCUGAAAUUCUAAAAACCCGUCUUCAGAGACUCUGGUGGAAGAGCUGCCACCCUCCCCUCCAGAGGUAUUUGCAAAGCAACCUCAUUCCAUUCCCAGGGGCUCCCUGGUCAGAAGUGCGGGUGUCCGCGGUGGGAUCGGCAGAAUAUAGCAGCACUGGCUGGCUGGGGGCCGGGACACUUUGUUAGAGAGCAGGAAACUGGCUCUUAGAGGGUCCCGUGGGGACAUGUGCUUGGGUCUCCUCUCCGCCUCUGCCUGGGCAGCCUGGCUGUGGGAGCCGAUGGCCUCUGGGUCCUCUGCUGCCAACCACAGCUAGCCCAACGCCCUUCCCACCCAGCCUCAGUCCCCGGGAGUGGAGCCAGGCCAAGGUCAGGCCAGAGGGAGACAGUGCUGGAUGCCAACCCCUGAGUGUGGGUCUGUUUUUGGUUCCCCACUUCAUCCAGCAAGGCUGACCCAGUCUGGGCCCCCCGGGAGUCGCUCCUCAUAGUGACCGUGGUCCGUAGCCCUAACAGCUCAUGGGUACUGAGGGAAACUUACAAGCCAGUGCUGUGCUGAGUGCUUUCGGGCCAUGUUUCCAUGGGUCAUCACCAUGACCCUAGGACGUAGGGACUGGCAUCUCCUUUUCAGACUGCUGGGAAGGUCUGUAAGUCCUGGGGUAGCAGUUAGAGAUGUGUGAGGGGCAACACAAAACAGGCCGUGGGCUCCAGAAGGGCAGGCCGGUGCCGAUAGGACGUCGCAGCCGCACCCAGCUGGGGCAGCUGCAGACACAGCAGGUGUCUUUCCAUUCAGCAGAGAACCCCUUGCUCCCAGCUUCGGUGCUAAUGCCCUCACCCCCAAGCCGGGCCCUGGGGCCCCUCCCAGCACACGGCCGCCCCUUGCUUGGGAAGGACGCCUCUAGACUUCUCUUUCUCUAGGAGAAUUCGGUGAGAGGGGGGAAGGACUGAGCAGCCGCUUCUGUACCUGGGAUUUAUGCUUCCCAGGCCCUUUUCACCUCCAAGAAAUCUAUCUGACGAGAUGUCUUAGGUGUUUGAGGACUCACUGUUAACCUGCAUUUUCCCGAAACUCUGGGCCAGUUGCCCUUAGGAUAUCAGAACAACACAGCAGUGUCCUGAUGCCAGACAGGUUCCCGUGGAAGACCCUGGUGUUGGCUUCGGACCCCAGGCUGAGCUGGCCAUAAGUAGAGGUUGGAUGGAGGUGUCCUCCCCAGUUUGCUUUUUGGAGUUCGGAGGAGAACCGUGGCUGAGGCGGUGUGGCUUGUAAGCCUCUUCACGUUCCCAACAGUCUCCCACUUUCUCUCCAGACCACUUGCCCUUUUAGCCCCCAAAGAGCUAGUCCAACCCUUGGCCAGCUGCCUUUGUCCUGCUGCUGGCAGAAGCCUUGGCCCGGGGCGAGGGAGGAGAAUCAGGACUCUCAGGCUUGCUGUGGCAUCUCCAAUUUGGACAGAGCCAUGACGUCAAAGGCCUCCUCGUGCCUCCUUCCAUAAAAACGGGCCAUGGACUUGCUCAUCUUCCUGGGGAAUCUGUAUCGGGACAGGGAAGUGGCUGGGACAUGUGGCUUUGGGCAGCCUGGCCUAGAUAGCAUGGCACAUGCGGUGGUAUUGGUUGGGGUGGGGGGCAGGAAAGCAGAGUCCCGGAGCCAGGGAGGGAGGGACAUGGGGCAGCUGCAGGCUCCAGCCCAGAACUGCAGCCCAGAACGUGCCUGUCCCUCCUUGGAUGUUUCCUGAGCACCUUCUCUGUGCCCAGCCCGAUGCUGUAUCGGCCUCUGCGGGAGACAGGGCUGCCCAGGAGGGGUUGAGCACACUGCUCGGGGGUGCAGAGUGGGGGCUGAAGCACUUGACCAGUGGGGAAAGAGGGUUCUGGGAGGCUUUUCAGAGGUGAGGACACUGGCCCAGAACAUGUAGUAGGACAAACAGAGACAAGACACAGAGGAGAGGUGAAAGUGCCUGGGAAGGAGGCUCAUGGGCUCAGAGCUUGGUGCGUGCCCAGGAUUGGUGUCGGCUGAGUCCAGAGGAGAAAAAGUGCCUCCUGGGAGAGUGACUGAUCUGUGGACCAUGAGAGAUGAUCCAAGUUUUGGAGUUAGGAUACUGAAAUGAGGUCUCUUAGAGAGAACGCGGAGGGAAAUCGACAUGCACCUAGCUACUAAAAAGAAAAGGAACAGAAGAACGAAGGAAGGUAGGCAAGAGGGAAGGAAGGACGGACGGACGGAAGGACGGAUGGACAGAAGGAAGGAAGGGCCAGAACAAACUGCAUUUAUUUUAAGGGACAUCUACAUUUAACAGUGAGUGGGAGGAGGGCAUAUUUCAUUGUUCACAAACCAACCACGUUGGCCAGGGCACCUCCCUGACAAUAUGCACGAGGGGCACAGAGGUGUGUCUUCAGUAGUGAGGGUGCAUAGGCUCUGUCACCGCCGGGUCCUGACGGCCACUGCCACGCACCCCUGGGGACGACUGGAGGAAUUCGCACACCCGGAGCAGCCACGGUGGCGAAAGCUGCUCUCGUACCGUGUGGCAGGUCAGCCACACUGCAUUCACACCCACACCGCCAUUGGGCUUGUACCGUUGGCUCGCACAACGUCAUGUAAAGAUGUCUCUAGCAUUUCAAGGUCAGUCGUUAUGAAUCCACUCAGUCUUAGCAGGGCUGGAAUGGCCAUAUUUAAAGAUUUUUAAAAUAAUUUAGAUUGUGGACUCAAAGAACUGUGCGCACCUUUGGGAAUGCGUGUGCUCCUAGGAAGACCAUCGUAGCAUUUCCUGAGUCCUUUCUUCCACGGGCUGGUGACUCUAGAGUUGGGAUCUUAUUUCUCCCCUGAUGCAAAGGGUUGUUGCACGUAUUCAAGAGAACCUCAGGUCCAUGUUUCAAUAGUUUCAAAGAACCCAAGAUCUGUAUUUGGACAUGGAAACCCACUCUGAUCAUCCCCAUCAAGGUCCUGGCCUUGAUAUCACCCCAUCCUGUCCAGAGGGAAUGUGUUUGGGAGAGAAUCAGAUGCCAUCACGAUGGCACACCUCGGUUAGCUUCAUCUGAGUCGGUCCAUUUCCUGAUGACCAGAUACCAAAGCCCCAGCCCCUAAAGGCUCAGCCUGCCAUUGCCUUGCCUCCAAGUCUUUUAAUACCAAAUCCUUGCUUGAAUUACUUGCAACCUAACACUAUGCUCUAAAAACCUUUAAAUGCCAAGUUCCCCUGAAAACUGAAAUCAUUCCAAACCUCAACAAUCCUGUUUUACAACAAGCAUGUAAAUAGGACCUCCUCUGGAACAUUCGAGGGACAUUUAAUGAGGAUGGUGUCUCGCCAAGCCCAUCAAGGUGUCCCCAGGGGAAACCUGGUUAAUUGCGGGUCACAUACAGCAUUGGCAGCCCAGGGACACAUCAUAAAGAAGUCUUGUCCUCCCCUCAUUACCACACAGGGCAUUUUUCUAGGUAUUGGAAUAAGCCUGUCUUUGCAUUUGUAGGCUCAUUUGGGAGAAGAGAUUGAAGCCCUUGCUGCUUGGACGUGUGUUACCAUUUUGGUGAGACAGCUCCUAGGAGGACAUGAAUCUGUUGCUCUGUUGAGGUGUCCGGUGGAGGCCAACCUCCCUAUUCAUCUUCCCUCAUGGAGCACGCCUGUCUCCCACACAGAGGCUUUGCCCUGCUCAGUGCCCAGCUCGAGAGCACCAAAGUCAAAUUCUCAGUUGACCUUGAGUUAUCAUAGGUUUCAUUAUUUGUUAGUGUCUGUGCAAAGUGGGGAGGGGGACUUAUGCUGUCUGUAGCUUGGGGCAUCCAGAGAACAGACCAAUGGAUGACAAAAGGGAGCCCACCUUAAGGAAACCUAAGUAUGCGCCACCUCGUUUAGCAUUCCACAUGGAAAUGUACGUUGUAUAUGGACACUUGAAAAAUACUUUCGGAAACCAGGAUUUAGAAAAAUAAAAGAUUUCAUUCCCGGAGACAAAGUGAUCUGGCUCCUGUACCAUGUUCUAUCCCUAACGUCAGACCCAUAGGAAAAUGGAGAUGUUUCUGUUGGAGCAAAUGUGCCCAUGAACACGUGUGUCGUGCUUCUGUGUGCCCAUGAGUAUAUGCGUAUGGGUCAGCGUUCACAGACUCAAACAGCCGCAUAUGGAGUAAAAAAAAAAAAAAAAAAGGAAACAAAAUUUUAGCAGCCUCUAAUGUUUAACUUUGUAUUGUAGCUUUAACUUUAUUUUCUCCUAAUUUAUUAAACAGAAAUAUAGCUCCAUUAUACACGUGCACACACACACACACACAUUAUUAGAAGCCCCCCAAUGUGACAAUAUUACCUUUCAUGUAAUACACUUGCCAACACUGUUUUUCUGUUGCAACAGGAAUCAAGAAUUUUGAAUCCAAGGCCAAUGUUGCCUGCUCUGUUUACAAUGGCUUGUGUUUUGUGAAAACAUAUCAAAUGUUGUAAUAUAUUUUUAUGAUAGAAUCGAUAGUUAAUACGGGGGGAUGGGAGGGGAGGGAGGAAGUAUAUAUUGUGAUUCUGUCCAAUAAAGCCUCCUGUUAUAAAAUC
Molecule: messenger RNA, 9289 nt
Organism: Mustela lutreola (European mink)
Lineage: Eukaryota; Metazoa; Chordata; Mammalia; Carnivora; Mustelidae
Gene: GPR26
Product: G protein-coupled receptor 26
Exons: 3
Coding region: 70-1083 (337 amino acids)
Biological process (GO): adenylate cyclase-activating G protein-coupled receptor signaling pathway
Cellular component (GO): membrane
Molecular function (GO): G protein-coupled receptor activity
Source: RefSeq, a predicted model, not a curated record